AUGGCAUUCCGACAGCGCCUCGCAAAGCCCCUCCUCUACACCUCGGGAGCUGCGCUGAUCGGUGGUGGCUCCCUCUACUAUGCCUACCGACCCCUCAAUAUCCCCGGAUCAAACCCCGCAACCGUACCUCCCCCUGGCUACGGCGCCGAAGGCGGUUUCCGCCCCCCACGAUUCCCGAAAGUCAAGACAAGAGAUGAUCAGAUUGCGGAUUUGAAGCGCAGUGGUGGUUCGGGACUGCUUGCUGGCAACAGCGCCGAAGGGAGCUCUGCAACUGCUCCGCCGAAUGAGGAUGAUGUGUAUGAUUUGUUAAUUAUUGGAGCUGGAGCUACCGGUGCGGGUGUCGCCCUCGACGCUGCAACGAGAGGGCUGAAGGUCGCGGUUGUGGAGAGGGACGACUUUGCGAGUGGGACAAGUAGCAAGAGUACAAAACUGGUACAUGGUGGUGUGCGAUAUCUAGAGAAGGCGUUUUUCGAGAUGGAUUACAACCAAUACGCGCUUGUCAAGGAGGCAUUGAGGGAACGGAAAUUCUUCUUGGAAACGGCGCCGCAUUUGUCGAGUUGGCUUCCUAUCAUGCUGCCAUUGGAUAAGUGGUGGAAAGCUCCAUAUUACUGGAUUGGCACAAAGGCUUACGAUUUUUUGGCCGGAUCGGAGGGCAUUGAAAGUUCCUACUUUCUUACCAAGAGCAAAGCUUUGGAUGCCUUCCCUAUGCUGAAGCGGACGAACUUGGUUGGAGCUCUAGUUUAUUACGAUGGAGCUCACAAUGAUUCGAGAAUGAAUGUGUCACUGGCCAUGACGGCUGCCUUGUACGGCUCUACCGUUGUCAAUCACAUCGAAGUCACCGGUUUAGAAAAAGAUGCAUCCGGAAAGCUUUGUGGGGCCCGUGUCAAAGAUAUUGUUGCAGAGAAGAACGGAAAGAAGGCCGAAGAAUUCGUCAUCCGGGCAAGGGGUAUCAUCAAUGCCACUGGACCUUUCACAGACUCAAUCCGAAAAAUGGAUGACGAUGAAGUCAAGGAAAUCGUUGCCCCCAGUUCCGGAGUCCACAUCGUCCUGCCAGGGUACUACAGUCCUCAAAAGAUGGGCCUCAUUGACCCCAAAACCUCUGACGGAAGAGUAAUCUUCUUCCUGCCAUGGCAAGGCAACACCAUCGCCGGUACAACCGACGCACCCUGUAAUAUUUCCGCGAACCCUAUCCCUCAGGAAACCGAAAUUGACUGGAUCCUGUCUGAAAUCAGACGCUACCUUUCACCCGACAUCAACGUCCGCCGCGGCGACGUCCUCGCAGCAUGGUCCGGCAUCCGUCCCCUCGUCAAGGAUCCCAACGCGAAGAAUACCGAAUCUCUUGUUCGCAACCAUCUCAUAAACGUUUCUCCAGCAGGCCUCCUCACCUGUGCAGGAGGAAAAUGGACAACGUACCGUCAAAUGGCCGAAGAGUGCGUCGACGAGGCCAUCAAGGAAUUCGCGCUCAAGCCAGCGCCCUUCCCUAACGCCCCCGAUGUCUCCGGAACCGAAAUGGUUAACGACGGGGCACGUCUCGAUGGCACAUGUCAAACGCACCAAGUUAAGCUUGUUGGCGCGCACGGCUUCAGCAAGACGCUGUUCAUCAACUUGAUCCAACAUUUUGGACUCGAGACAGAUGUUGCGAAGCAUUUGACUGAAUCGUAUGGUGAUAGAGCGUGGACUGUCGCUGCGUUGAGCAGUCCAACUGAACAGCGUUAUCCUGUGCGUGGAGAGAGGAUCAGCCCGCUUUACCCAUUCAUUGAUGGCGAGGUCAGAUAUGCUGUUAGACACGAGUACGCGCAGACAGCUGUCGAUGUCAUUGCACGCCGGACCCGUCUUGCAUUUUUGAACGCACAGGUUGCGUUGGAGGCGUUACCUAAGGUUAUUGACAUCAUGGCUGGAGAGUUGAAGUGGGAUAGCAAGAGAAAGGAGGUCGAAUGGAAAGAUUAUACAACAGCCGUUGCAUUCCUCGAAUCCAUGGGCCUCCCAAAAUCCAAACUCACCGCCACACGCAAGGAAGUCGAGAGCGGCAAGACGAGCUUCAAGGAUAGUAUCGAGUACAAGAUGUACUCACGGCACGACCAGCCGAACGAUGAAAUGGAGAGCGAUAGCAAGGGGAGUCGGGCAUGA
This is a messenger RNA of Lachnellula hyalina, 2127 nucleotides long. RefSeq names its product Glycerol-3-phosphate dehydrogenase, mitochondrial (gene GPD2). Bases 1 to 2127 code for a protein of 708 amino acids. Gene Ontology annotation, molecular function: glycerol-3-phosphate dehydrogenase (quinone) activity. The record is from RefSeq and is a predicted model, not a curated record. Lineage: Eukaryota; Fungi; Ascomycota; Leotiomycetes; Helotiales; Lachnaceae. Gene Ontology annotation, biological process: glycerol-3-phosphate metabolic process. Gene Ontology annotation, cellular component: mitochondrion; glycerol-3-phosphate dehydrogenase (FAD) complex. The transcript has 2 exons.